Cavia porcellus (domestic guinea pig) is the source of this 3687-nucleotide messenger RNA. RefSeq names its product yippee like 1 (gene Ypel1). NCBI's taxonomy places the organism in Eukaryota, Metazoa, Chordata, Mammalia, Rodentia, Caviidae. The transcript has 5 exons. The record is from RefSeq and is a predicted model, not a curated record. The coding region runs from base 384 to 743 and encodes 119 amino acids.
CCGAGGCCACUGACGGCAACUGGGCCGGGCCGCGGCUCCAAAACAAAGGGCAGGCGGCCCGCGGGGCGGUGGCGGGAGGAUGCCUCGCACCCUGCCGAGGCGCCAACGGCCGCAACGCGCCCCGAGCCGCUCCAGGGCCGCCUGAGAGCGGAGCCCGCGCCGACUGAGGCCCGGGCCGGAUGGGCGCUGCGGGUUGGGGCGCGGACCGCCGACGGCGGUUGUAAAAUUUCCUCUCAUCCCAGCUGUGUGGAUAGUGCCACACGCUGUCCCAGACAACAACGGCUCUUGUGUGCAUUCUCCAGUGUUUCUUUUGUCACAGAGUCUGGCAGAGCCGCAGCUCUUCCAGCGUCAGCCCUGAGCUGAGUGAGGAACGUGCAGCAGACAUGGUGAAGAUGACCAAGUCCAAAACUUUCCAAGCUUAUCUGCCAAGCUGUCACCGAACAUACAGCUGUAUCCACUGCAGAGCCCACCUGGCCAAUCACGAUGAGCUGAUCUCUAAGUCGUUUCAGGGCAGCCAGGGACGAGCCUACCUCUUCAACUCCGUGGUGAACGUGGGCUGUGGCCCUGCCGAGGAGAGGGUCCUUCUCACCGGCUUGCAUGCAGUCGCGGACAUCUACUGUGAGAACUGUAAGACCACGCUCGGGUGGAAAUACGAACAUGCCUUUGAGAGCAGUCAGAAAUAUAAGGAAGGAAAAUUUAUUAUUGAGCUUGCCCACAUGAUCAAAGACAAUGGCUGGGAGUAAAGUGGAAAUGUCCCAUUCUCCUUUAAAUACUGUUUUGUGAAAGAGACUGAAUAUAAUGGAGACAUAGAGCAUCCUGGACGGCAAUACUUCUUGAACUUAAUCUUGCAGGCUAGCCACGCUGCGACACCCAGAGGCCUCUCUGAGCCAUUUCUGUGGGUAAGGUGUCCCCAUCUGUGUCCUCUUCAUGUAUACAGUUGUUGCUGCAAGUUUUUAGUGUUCUUUUUUUAACUUCUCAAGUUCUAGAGAACAAAUUAACCAACUGACAACUUACCUGGCAAGUUAGUUCUUUCUCUUAACUCAUGCCUUCCAUGCAGUGUGGCUGUCUCUCACAGUCAGUACAGACCAAGUCUCUCAGACCAGAGACAGGUCUCCUUCAACAGCAAGUGUCACAUCACUUUUUUUUUUUUUAAAGAGGAAACUACUACAGUUUCCCCCUAAUUCUUGAAACUACGCAUUGGUUAUUUUUCUGCAGAUGAACUGUGAAGAUACAGUAUCCAUUUAAGAAUCUUCCAGAAGCAGUCAACAAAUUUAUACACAAAGAACAUUGUUUUUAAGCCUGUUGAAAAACAGAGGCCACCACUGGUAGCAUUUUAGAUAAGCUAUAAAUAGAGAACUAUGUUAACAAAUGUCUUAUUUAUUUAUUUAAGCCAUUAUCUAGAAAGCAAGUGAACUAGUCCCUAAGGAAGCCCAUCCUGGGGGCCUGCAGAAGCCCAGUCACUAAGGAGACUGUGCCCGUGGUGCUGACAGAUGCUCACAUGUCCAGACUUGCUGAGUGGCUGACCCGGGAUGUUAGAGAAUGGCAUUCUGGACCAAUGUUAAGUCCAACUUCAUUGUUGACCCUGGAUGUACUUGAAGAAAAAGAAUUCAUUUUGCCUAAUGAAAGGUUUGCCAGAACCAGCAGGAAAAAACCUUAAAACUUGCAAGUCUACUAUAUUAAAUUUUUUUCAGAAAGGGUCAGAGUUAAAGCAGGGCUAAAUACUGUAAAGAAGAUGUUUGGUUUGCUGCAGGAGGCCCCCUCCCUGCCUGCCCAUCGAGUGGCCUGACCCAGAGGAGCCUGUCUAUGCAGUCCCCCAAGACCUGCAUUUCUGUCGCUGGAUUUUAGGUCAUGGCCUGCUAUCCUCUUGGGCCUCUGCAGAUCAAUUUGAAGAGAAUGAAAGCCAGAAAAAGUUCCCAGUGAAGUUUUGGUUUUCCAAAACCAAACUGUGUACCAACUCAGGGCAGAGGGACAAGAAAAAGGGGCCAAAGGAGGCAGAGAGGAUAGCCCUGGCCUGGCUGGGACAGCUGACACUGCCGUGGACACGGCUGGUCUAGUGACAGCAAAAGCAAGCUGGCUGAGGAUAAGAAAGUGACUUCCCACUCAGUUUUAGCUCCUUGUCCCCAGCCCAGGCCCACAGGCUGUGGCCAUUAUAGGCACUCAGCUGCCAGCUGGCUCCAGCUCACUGCUUGCCCCAAGCUUCCCUUUUGGUGCCAUUCCUUUGCCCAAAACCUGGCCUGGGAAGGUGGGGAGUGUCACUGUCCGUGGCCCAGCGGAGCAUAACAGAUGCUUCAGCUCAGCAGGAUCAACAGUGACAUGUUCCUUUACAUCCUCACCUUAGAGGACAUCGUGGCAUGGCCUGUAAGCCUUUGCCUGUGGCUGUGGUCCAGCAGGCUGCUGUCUCCCAGAGCUAGUUCCCUGCAGACACAUUGGCCUGGCUGUCCCUAUAGUCCUAAGUUAGCAAUAUGAAGUGGCCGAGGGUUCCCCCCCCAGGCAUCCCAAGCAAGGAAUUGCUCCAGCCAGUGGUGUUCCUGCUGCCACGCUCUGCAAUCCGAAGACCGCUUCUUCACUCCACUGGCUGAAAUGGGAACAGGGGCGAAAAGGCAGCUUCCCUGACAGACGAGCGAGCACUAGUCAGUGAAAGUAAGAUGACGCUCCCUUCCGAUCUUCAUGCCUCUUGAGAGUGGGAACUUAGGCCAGAGCCUCAGCGGACCAAGGGAAAUGGGUGGGCUCGUUGUCACGGAUGCUUCACUGAAAUUACAGAGCAAAUUUUCUAGAGUUCUUCCAACCAGUUUAUGUAUAUAUAUAGUAAGAUUAUAUUUAAAGCUUUUCUAUGUUCUGGGCGAGUUUACUGCUCCUUCAGUUUGAGCACUUUCAUUUUUGUAUUGUCUUUUGUGAUGGCGCUGACUGAGAACUUUUUACUGGUAUUCUUACGGCUUGUUUUGUACUUUCUUCCGCAAAAUACAAGCUCCUUUUUAAACCAAAUGAACUGACCAUGAGCUGGCUUCAGGGGAAGUGAUCCAAGACUAACCAGAUGUGCUGGUGAAGUGCUGGAAUGCUGUUCCACACUCUCAAAUUCCCAAACGAUAAAUAUCCUGUGACUCUUAUUUAAAUUAUUUAAAGUAUUUCCUUGAGAACAGUGGCAAGUAAUGCCAGGAUUAUGAAUACAUUUGUAGUCUCCUCUGGCACAGUACAUUUGCUUUAGAAAUGCAGUUCUUUGUUGCUGUUUUAUAUAUAAACACAGUAUUUUUAUACCUUAAUGCUUAUUGAUGGCAUCUGUCAGAUAUUUGAAAGGAUCAGAAAUGAGAUUUUUUUUCCCCCAAAGUCCUUUAUUUUACCUGAUGACCAUAUCAGGCAAUUAUAAAAUCCUUGUGGUUUUAAUAUCUAGAAAGCUCUAAAACGAACUACAAAAAUGUCAACCCUCUUUUGUCAAAGGCCUGAAGGGCAAGCGAGGGCAUGGACUGGGCCCUCUCCUUCCUCCCCGCAAGGCAGGCGCAGGUGGCUGAUGGGGCUGCUGGGCAGGAGGACACUGGAUGGCAGCCUGGAAGCAGCUGGAAAGUCCACCUUGAGGACAGGACUGCCAAGCUCGAGCACAUGUCUCACCUUCAGCCUGUCCUCUCCCCCUGACCACACAGCCAGCCUUGGUCCUGUGUCCGUGUGAGGUUUAUAAAUAAAGCUUCCUAUGUCAGA